UCCCCCUCCCUCCCGGCUCCUGAACUCCAGCCCCUCUCUCUCUAUCAGCCGCUCACUCUGUCUCAAUAUGUCUCAAGAUGGCGGCCAAUGUGGGAUCGAUGUUUCAAUAUUGGAAGCGCUUUGAUUUACAGCAGCUGCAGAGAGAGCUUGAUGCCACAGCAACGGUAUUGGCUAACCGACAAGAUGAAAGUGAGCAGUCUAGAAAAAAGCUUAUUGAGCAAAGCCGUGAGUUCAAGAAAAACACUCCAGAGGACCUGCGCAAACAGGUAGCUCCAUUAUUGAAGAGUUUCCAGGGGGAGAUUGAUGCAUUAGGUAAAAGAAGCAAAGAAGCAGAGGCAGCCUUCUUGAAUGUCUAUAAGAGAUUAAUUGAUGUUCCAGAUCCAGUUCCAGCUCUGGAUCUAGGACAGCAGCUUCAGCUGAAAGUCCAGCGAAUGCAUGAUAUUGAAACAGAGAACCAGAAACUUAGGGAAACUCUAGAAGAAUACAACAAGGAAUUUGCUGAAGUGAAAAAUCAAGAGGUUACAAUAAAAGCGCUUAAAGAGAAAAUCAGAGAAUAUGAACAGACCCUGAAGAACCAAGCAGAGAAUAUAGCUCUUGAAAAAGAACAAAAAUUACAAAAUGACUUUGCAGAGAAGGAGAGAAAGUUGCAAGAAACACAGAUGUCGACAGCCUCGAAGCUGGAGGAGGCCGAACACAAAGUUCAAGCUUUACAAACAGCCUUGGAAAAAACUCGGACAGAAUUAUUUGACCUGAAAACAAAAUAUGAUGAAGAAACUACUGCCAAGGCUGAUGAAAUUGAGAUGAUCAUGACGGACCUCGAAAGAGCAAAUCAGAGGGCAGAGGUGGCUCAGAGAGAGGCAGAAACCUUAAGGGAGCAGCUCUCGUCAGCUAACAAAUCUCUCCAACUUGCUACACAGAUCCAGAAGGCACCUGAUGUGGAGCAGGCCAUAGAGGUGCUGACGCGAUCUAGCUUGGAGGUGGAACUGGCUGCAAAAGAACGUGAAAUUGCCCAGCUCGUAGAAGAUGUCCAGAGACUCCAAGGCAGCCUCACCAAACUUCGUGAGAACUCCACCAGCCAGAUAUCACAGCUGGAGCAGCAGCUGACUGCCAAGAACAGCACACUUAAACAACUGGAAGAAAAACUGAAAACACAGGCUGACUAUGAAGAGGUUAAGAAAGAAUUAAAUAUACUGAAGUCCAUGGAAUUUGCACCCUCUGAGGGCUCUGGUGCACAGGAUGCAUCCAAACCACUGGAGGUGUUGCUGCUGGAGAAAAAUCGCUCGUUGCAGUCUGAGAACGCCACACUGCGUAUCACUAAUAGUGACCUGAGCGGGUCAGCCAGGAGAAAAGGGAAAGACCAGCCUGAGAGUCAGCGUCCUGCAACCUUGCCGGCCUCCCCUUCUUCUCAGUUGCUCCGCAACACAGGGGAGCAGGCUUCCAAUACUAAUGGUACACACCAGUUCUCACCAACGGGUUUAAGUCAAGACUUUUUCAGCUCAUCCUUGGCAAGCCCCAGCUUACCCCUGGCCUCCACAGGAAAAUUUGCACUAAACUCUCUCCUCCAGCGACAGCUAAUGCAGUCCUUCUACUCCAAGGCAAUGCAGGAAGCAGGAAGCACAAGCAUGAUUUUUUCAACAGGUCCUUACAGCACAAACUCCAUAUCUUCCCAAAGUCCAUUACAACAAAGUCCGGAUGUUAAUGGCAUGGCCCCAUCUCCCAGCCAGUCAGAAAGCGCUGGGAGCAUCUCUGAAGGCGAGGAGAUAGACACAGCAGAAAUUGCACGUCAGGUGAAAGAGCAAUUGAUCAAGCACAAUAUUGGACAGCGGAUAUUUGGACAUUAUGUCUUGGGACUGUCACAAGGGUCUGUGAGUGAGAUACUAGCCCGGCCAAAGCCAUGGAAUAAACUGACUGUGAGAGGCAAGGAGCCAUUUCACAAGAUGAAGCAGUUCCUCUCAGAUGAGCAGAACAUCCUGGCGCUACGCAGCAUCCAGGGUAGACAAAGAGAGAAUCCAGGCCAGAACCUGAACAGACUAUUUCAGGAAGUACCGAAACGAAGAAAUGGGUCUGAAGGUAACAUCACCACAAGAAUCCGAACCACAGAGACUGGCUCUGAGGAAGCCAUCAAAUCCAUUCUAGAACAAGCCAAAAGGGAGCUGCAAGUACAGAAAACAGCUGAGCCGGCUCAGCCACCUUCUGCAUCUAGCAGUGGCAAUUCUGACGAGGCCAUUCGAUCCAUUCUGCAACAAGCCCGACGUGAAAUGGAAGCACAGCAGGCUGCCCUUGAACCUGCCUUAAAAACAACACCUUUGUCUCAAGCAGACAUUUCCAUCUUGUCCCCAAAACUAAUAUCUACACCUGCAAUGUCUUCAGUUUCCAGUUAUUCUCCAUUGGCCUUGUCGCUGAAGAAACAUUCAACUGUCAUGGAUUCUAAUAUAUCUGCAUUGCAGAAUCUCUCUGGGCUAAAAAAGGAGCACCAGGAAACACCAGUUUUAGAGCUUCAUGGAAUAACUGAUUCUGCACAGGGUGUGCUGAGGCAUGUUAAAAAUGAAUUGGGACGUGGUGGUGUUUGGAAGGACCAUUGGUGGAACACUGUUCAGCAUGACAGAAGAAAUACCACUCUUUCUGAAGAUACAAAGGUCGAGGAAGCCAGCAGUGGAAAAGAAAAGGUCAGCAACCAGACAAGGUCAGAUCGUAGCCAACUCCAAGGACCAUCCUCUUCAGAAUACUGGAAGGAGUGGCCAAAUGCUGAAUCUCCAUAUUCCCAGAGCUCUGAAUUGAGCAUGACUGGGGCAAGCCGCAGUGAGACACCACAAAAUAGCCCCCUUCCUUCCUCUCCUAUUGUACCUAUAUCAAAGCCAUCCAAACCCUCAGUUCCUCCAUUGACACCUGAGCAGUAUGAGAUUUACAUGUACCAGGAAGUGGAUACAAUAGAGCUAACUCGUCAGGUCAAAGAAAAGCUAGCAAAGAAUGGCAUCUGCCAAAGGAUCUUUGGGGAAAAGGUGUUGGGCCUGUCCCAAGGGAGUGUCAGUGACAUGCUCUCCAGGCCAAAGCCAUGGAGUAAAUUGACGCAAAAAGGCCGAGAACCAUUUAUUCGUAUGCAGCUCUGGUUGAAUGGGGAACUGGGACAGUGUGUCCUGCCUGCACAAGGGCAGCAACAAGGACAAGUCCUCCACUCAGUGACAUCACUGCAGGAUUCCCUACAGCAGGGAUGUGCAAGCUCAGAAAGCACUCCAAAGACCUCUGCCAGUUGCAGUCCUGCUCCUGAGUCUCCCAUGAGUUCCAGUGAAUCAGUAAAGAGUCUGACUGAAUUGGUACAGCAACCCUGUCCUGCUAUAGAGACAAGUAAAGAUGGCAAACCACAAGAAUCAAGUGAGCCACCUGUUUCUGAAUCCCAGUCGACAACACCUUUGCCUCUCUCGGGCCAUUCAGCACUUAGCAUUCAAGAACUGGUUGCUGUCUCUCCUGAAUUGGACACAUAUGGCAUUACGAAGAGGGUUAAAGAGGUGUUAACAGACAACAACCUUGUGUGGCUGACAAGCCUAAAAAGCAGCAGAAGAGCCAGGAAAUGUGCCCCAAACUCUGCAUUAGGUCAGCGUUUGUUUGGGGAGACAAUCCUAGGGCUAACGCAAGGCUCGGUCUCAGACCUUCUGGCUCGCCCAAAGCCCUGGCACAAAUUGAGUUUGAAGGGACGGGAGCCCUUUGUCCGCAUGCAGCUGUGGCUAAAUGAUCCCAACAAUGUGGAGAAAUUGAUGGAUAUGAAGCGAAUGGAGAAAAAAGCCUACAUGAAACGACGGCACAGCUCAGUUAGUGAUAGUCAACCUUGUGAGCCCUCUUCAGUUGGAAUAGACUAUAGCCAGGGAGCCAGCCCACAGCCACAGCAUCAGCUAAAGAAACCACGAGUAGUGUUGGCACCAGAAGAGAAAGAAGCUCUAAAACGAGCAUAUCAGCAAAAGCCAUACCCAUCGCCAAAAACCAUUGAGGAACUCGCUACACAACUCAACUUGAAAACCAGCACAGUGAUCAACUGGUUCCACAAUUACAGAUCUCGCAUCCGUCGAGAGCUGUUCAUUGAAGAAAUCCAAGCAGGAAGCCAGAGCCAGGCUGGGUCAAGUGACUCUCCUUCAGCCAGAAGCAGCAGGGCAGUUCACAGCUCUGAGGGAGACAGUUGUGAUGGUGUGGACACAGAAGGCCUACCCGAAGGGAAGCAAAGUGGUCUGGAGGCGGACGAGUACAGCAAUGCAACCACAAAGUCUCAGGGAGGGCAAGCAGAGUCAGCUUUUGAAGCGGGGGAAGAGGUACCACAAGAUGUCAGAUCAUCAGAGAAAACAGAGUCAUUCCAUUUGGGAAUGGAGAGUUUGGAGGAUACUGAUGAUGAGGGUAGGCUCAAAGCACCACGUCAGAGUUCUCCACCAGGGUCUCAAAGUUCAGGAGAAACUCUGGAGACAAUGCCAAACUCUGCUACAGAAGAGGAUGCCUCUACCUCAGCUGCCUCCACCUCAGUCCUUACAGGGGAGAGCUCCUUCAAGUCAAAAGAAAGUUCAGAGAAAAUGUUGAGUGUGCCAAGUACAAGUUCCACAUUGGCUGCAGGCUCACAGAAAGCCAACUCUAUUCAGAGUUUAUUCAGCUUUUCCGAGGCAGCAAGCUCCAAGAACACGCGGGACAACACCUUGAGGAAAAAGAAAGCAGCAAACUUGAACAACAUAAUACACCGUUUAGAGAAGGCCGCUAGUCGAGAAGAGCCCGUCGAAUGGGAGUUUUGAGAUUAAACUCACCCAACUCUAGAGAGCUGGGAAAGUUAAACUGGACCUCUACUGGUUUUAUUGUGUUGCGCACUUACCGCCCUGCAGGCCACAGGGCAAAAACGCCAUAGGCCAAGGUGCAUAUAGAAAACAAAAGGAGCGUUAAGCCCAAUUUAUGUUUGUGUUUUCAAGGAAGAAAACUGAAAUGUGUGGUCAAGCUUUUUUGUACCCUGAAGUGUUUUUAUUAAUGCCCUAAGUGAUUUCCACAAUUUCUGGAAUAACUCAUACAGCUUUGCCUUGUGCCCUCCUCUUUGGUGUGGGCUUUAAAAAAACAAAAACAUAAAAAAAAAAAAUCAAACCCACAUAUUUAAAGGGGGCUUUUUAUCUGCCAUCUAAUGGCUACAGAGCGAUAAUACACUAUUAUCUUCUUAAACCAGGAAAAAAGGGGAGAUUUUUCAAAAAGGAAAAAUAAAAAGUUUUUUGUAGCUGUUCAGUUGCCACUAAGAGAUUGCACAGUCAACCGACUCUAAACACACUAGUUUGGAUUCCUAAAUAUUUUCAAGAAAAGAAAAGAAUCGUGUUGUUUGAAACUUUGAAUUAAAAAAAAAAACACACAUUUACUCCACAUAUUUUUUAACAAAACAAAAAAAGUCACAUCAGGAAAAUAUCUUAAUUUGUGGUAGCUGACUUAGUGUUUUCUUGUAAGUGAAAUAGAAUAUUGACACGUAGUGCACAUUGUUUCAUAGCUUUAACUGAUUCUGGUCUUUUGCAGACCAGAAUUUGUUUAAUACACUCCAUUUUAGGCCAAAUCAGGACAAAAAAAAUCUGAAUCUAGGUAUUUUAUAAUCUGCUUUUUAACCUCUAACCACAGAGCACGCUGAUCAGACCUCAUAUCCAGGAGGUUUAGGAGACAACUUAGAAUAGCAUGUACUUGAUCAUUUCAUUUGAAUUGUAGUAUAUCUAGUACCUUUUUGUUUAAGAAAGAGAAAUGAAAAAAGUUGGCCAGUAACAUUUCAGCCUGCAGCUCUGGGGACAUAUUUUACAACCUGAAGCAUUCAGCUAACCUGAAAUCAGUUAAAGUUUCAUUUACAUGUGUAACUGAUAACACACACCACUAAGAAGGAAUUGGGGCCUGCCUCAGAUGAAGAGAUUACUGACUCUCUUCCCACCAUAAGCACUGAUUUAAAUGUUUUAGUUUGUGGGAAGUUUAUUUUUGUGUAGAAAAAGAAUACAUUGCAGGUAUCAGAUGGGCUGUGACCAAGAUGUAAAUAGCCCAAACUCCAAACCAAAAUAUUCAUGCUCUUGAAUCCCAGUCCAGACUAUUGGAAAUUUAGCCUCUUCAGAUUAUUUUAUGCACAGCAUAAAACUGAUCAAAGUACAAACCAAAUUCUGACUUGUCUCUAACUCCUCCUGUUGUCUAUAUGUAUAUGCGUGAGCAUAGAGGUGUGUGGAAGGAUGUGUGUGCGUGAGUGUGUGCGUGCAAUUUUAUACGUCUGUGUAUUUUCUUACGUACUUGUGCACACAUAGAGUGCAUUACUGCCACCUUUUUUCAAUAAGCUGUUUUAUCAGUUAUGGCUUCUACAAGUUUGCUAAUUUAGACUCCUUUAUUGCCAUAUCUUUAAAACUAACAAUAGAUGAUUUCGGUAUAUAUAUAUAUAUUUUUUUUUGCUUAUUUAUAGGUGCUGUAUUUUAUUAUCUGAUUGUUAGGAAGGGAUGAAAGGGGGCAAAUAUUCUUUAGAGGGAUAGACUGCCGGCAGUAUUGGGUAUAAUUUACAAGAUGUAGUUGUCAUACUGUAUAUUAUUGAUUGAAGACUUUUUGACCGUAUUGUGUAUCAUUGAAACCUUUGUCUUAGGUCAGCAUCUUUUGAUGACACUUUAAUGGUGCAUUCAUUACUUCUUAAGUUUAAUUAAUAUUACUUUUUUGAUUUUGGGGGGGUGGGGAGAGGAGUUCCAAUUUUAAAGGUAUGCUCCCAAUAUUACACCUCAGUGUGCUUGUAUUAAUUAACUAGUAGGACUUUGACUGUACGAUGUGAACCCACAUUUCUUGCAUGAUGUUUUAGAAAUGAUGUAUUUCAUUUACAGUCUCAAUGUGCAACAGCAGCACUUAGUUCAGGUUUUCACAAAUUAAGCGUCACUACACUAUUAGCCUUUUCAUGAAUACGAAAAGAAGGCUCUAGGAGGCUGAAAGGCAGAGAUUUAUUUACCUGUUUUUACUGUUACAGUCGUUUCAAAUUACCUGCUUGGGUAACCAGAGACUUAGCUUGUGGUGCACGACUCAAAUUUGAUAAACAGAGACAGCAACUAGCCCUUUCUGUGGUGAGCUGAAGAGAAAAUUUGGAACAUGUGAUCACACCAUCUAGAAUCACUGUGACCCCUACUUAUAGGGACAUAAUGUUUGGCUGAGAAAACUUCCAGCAAACGACAUGGUAAAUCAAAACAUUACCAUUGGAAAUCUUCUCUUCACCGCAGUGUCUCCUUAAAAGCAAAUGUUUUGAUUUGGUUUAUAAAACACAUCUCCAUUUAUGAAUGUGUGUCCCAUUCAAAUAUAUGUACCUGAACAUGAGUAACAACAAAAUAUAAACAUAUUUAGUUCAGCCAAGAGACAGAACUUUUAAUUAGACAAAUCCAGAUGUUGUCUUACAUUCUAAAUCAGUUUUCUUUGUUUACUUUAGAACAAUAUAUUUGCCAUGCGUUGCCGCCCUCUAUUUCUAUCAGGUUGAGAUCUGGGUGCUUGAUGCAGUCAAGUGGUUAAAUUUUGCUUGCUUGUAGGUUGUUGUUUCCCUCUCUCCCCCCCCCCCCAUUUAUUUUGCUUAAUUAAGGUCCCCAGACCUGUUGUUGAAUAAGUGUCUCUCUUUAUUGCAUUCAAUAAUGCUUACUGAGAGCUGUCACUGAAAGCAAAAUUUUAUUAACAGGAUGAAUCCAAAUGCAGCAGUAAGGGUUAAUCUCUCUUCUUGAUAAGCAAUACUUAAGUGCCUUCAAAAGUAUCCAUUUUGUUCUUUCGUUUGUAGUUUUCAGGUUUCUGCUAAUUACAUUAGAGGAGCCAAACACUCAAAAGUGUCCGCUUAUUUUUGUUAAUGCUAUGUCAAUUUUCAAAAAGCAUAUUUGUAGCUCUCCUGUAGAGAAUGUGUUUCCUUUAUAACACUAACAGUUAAUUGUAAACUCCAUUAUACCACUUACAAUGCAUAGAAUUUUGUUGAAUGAAGACAGCAUUCAUAAUUCAUAAAUCACCCCAUUCUGCCAAGGGUUGUCAUCAGUAUUUAUUAUAAAAUUAGUCAGAUAAAAUGCUCUUGGUAUUCCCUAUAUUUUGGCACUUUAUUAAUGCGUUAGUUCCUUUUGUCAUUUCAUGCAUAAUAUCAUAGGUAGAAAGUACGUAAAACUAUUAGAAUGCCAUUGGGAUAACUCCAGACUUCCAGUUAGGAAUCACGUUACAAUUCUUUGACAGAUAUCUUACCUUACUCUCCUGUUUGGAGAUUUUUUCCUUACUAGUUUUCCAAAUUGGCAAGACCUCCCGGGUUGAAAAAGGGUUAAAUUGCAUCUGUGGUGAAUGAUUUUUAGCUAUAUUUCUUCAUGGUAAUGAAGUCUGUUGUUUAAAAUUAAUGUUGUUAAAAAUUAGUAUUACACUCCUAGUCUUCAUUACUUGAUAAAGAGCUACUGGAGAAGUAAUGUACAAAGAGUUGGACUCUUCAAUGCUUUCCAGUCAUUAAUUAGUUGAGAGUAACAAAGGUGAAAGGCUGUAUAAGGUGCCACAUGUUCAACAUGUGGGGCUGUUCUCUAUGCACAGUUGUAUUAUACAGUUAAGAAGACUGAAAAUGGAGCACUUGCGGAAGGCAUGCUGUUCAGUACUUUUCCAGAUAGAUAAAAGCGCAUAUACCGGUAGGUCUCUAGCAUUACAGGUUUUCUGCAGACUGUUUCCCAUUUUAUGUUCUUUAAAAGCAUUUUUUAAAAACCCUUGUUUCUGUUUAUAGUUCAGACUUUGUCUAACGCAAUGGAGGGAUAGGCCUCAGGCUGUUUUAACAAAUAUUUUUAUACUGAUGGUAAAAUUCUGUCAUUUUUAUCUCUGGAUGGGUAGUGCAAAAAGGAGAGGACAAUAUUGAGAUUUAACUAAGUGUGAUGGUCUCUUUUAUUAUUGUGUUAAUGGAGAGCGGAUGAAGCAUGCCUGUUGAUUAUAAUUGUUCCAUUUUUAUAAAUAUGAUUUUCUUUAUCCGUGGAAUCACAAGAUUUUCUUACUGAUAACAAAAGAAAAAGGGUUUUGUUAAAGUAGCUAUUGAAUGCCAUGGAACUUGAUCAUUUUAGUUUAGCUUGCACUCCUGCAAAAUUUAUAAAUACUCUUUGUGGGUAGAGUCACUCCUUAAAGGAGCCUUGCAUUGGUGUGCUCUGUCCAUAUCAUCUGUCCAUGAGCUGUUCAAUAAUAAACAGCUUUAUUAGAAUAAGAUAUCUCUAAAAGUAAAAAUCGCAUGCCUUUCUCAUUAGGUAAGAGGUUUUUGCAUUCAUUUUUAACAUAACUUUCAUGUGGGGACGCUACAGAGAAGGGGUUAAUGAACACUACAGAAUUCUAUGCAAUAUUCUCUAGUCAUUUUAAAAUAUUACCAUUUUGCAAUCUUUUAAAAGUGAAAACAGUGAUCUAGAGGGAAAGUGUGUCAUCUCAGUGUUAGCUCAAAGUGAAAUUAUAAUGCUGAUUAAUUUAAAUAAAUUAGAGUUAGGGGGAAAUCUGACAGAAUAAUGUGAUAAAUAUGAUAAAAAAGAUUGCAGUCCCCACUAGCAAUGCUGCAGUCCAGGGUCUGUCAGAGUUUCCAUCUUAAAAUCCCUAAUUUCAAGGGUUUUAGAACUCUGCUGUAAAAUGAAAAAAAUUGCUCUUGGCAGGAACUUGGUAGUUUAGAAAUGGAAAAACAUUUUGACCAUAUUUAAAUUAUAAAAAUACCAAAAAAAGUAAUUGGUUUCAGAUGCAUUUUUGCACUUAAAUCCAAAACAGCUUCCUUAUUUAAACUGAAAUGUCAUUAGUAAUAUGGACUAAUGCCUUUAGCAGGGUUGCUAAGAAAUCAACAGUGUUAUGUAGCAAAGUGAUUCAUUGUAAAUACAAUAAAUAAAUAUAUUCAUAAAGAUUUUUGACAUGCAGAUGGAGGGUCCAUUUGUUUCUUUGCUUUCCUUUUAAGCAAGUGAGUUCUUUAAAUCAUCUCUCUUGCUUAUAUUACAGCCCAUGUAUACUGGGUUUUAAAAUCACUCCCUAUACUUGCGUUCCAUAGGUUCUAAUUGUGAGGAUUUCAUGGAGAUCGUAAGAAAGAUAUGGAGAGAGGAAGAAAAGGUGUCACUUAGUCUAAGGCCUGAUCUUCCGUCCAUUGAAAUCAAUGGAAAGUCUUUCCUUUGACUUCAGUGAGGCCUUGGCUACACUUACCAGGUAGUUCGACGGCUGGAAAUCGAAGUUCUGGGUUCGACUUAUCGCGUCUAGUCUGGACGCGAUAAGUCGAACCCGGAAGUGCUCGCCGUCGACUGCGGUACUCCAGCUCGGCGAGAGGAGUACCGCGGAGUCGACGGGGGAGCCUGCCUGCCGCGUGUGGACCAAGGUAAGUUCGAACUAAGGUACUUCGACUUCAGCUACGUUAUUCACGUAGCUGAAGUUGCGUACCUUAGUUCGAAUUGGGGGGGGUAGUGUAGACCAAGCCUGAGUAUUUGUUCAGCCCCUAACAAGACAGGCUGUUUAUAUCUGAUCUUCCACAGUUUAACUUAUACAGACAUAACAAGUGUAAAACACAGCAUUCAGUUUAAUUUACUAUUAUGCUAGGCCUUCCAGUCUCCAUGGCACUUUCUGUGGUCCCUCUAGCCAAGCACUAACAUGUCUUCCUCCAUGUCAUACAUACAAUCAAACAAAUGAAAGAGCCUGUAAAAAUUCUGUAUAAUACAAGAUUUUCAAAAAGUACCAAACAACUUAAAAUAUAACUCCAAAUUACUUUAAAUAAUGAAAACAAACAUUAGCGUGGGAGAGCUGGGUUCCAUCCUUGGCUCUGUCAUUGGGGUGACCUUGGCCAAGUCACUGCCUCUCUGUGCCUCAGUUUCCCCAUCAGUAAAAAGGGGAUAGUGAUACUGACCUCUUUUGUAAAGUGCUUUGAGAUCUAUGGAUGAAAAGCGCUAUAUGAGAGUUUGGUAUGUAUUAUUAAUCAAAAAUCAUUUUAUUUUCCUCCCCUAUUCAUUUUUAUGGCUUUAAUAAAGUAGAUAUGUAACAAUAGACUUUAAGAAAAAUAAGUCCAUUGUUACCAUGUGUAUCCAGAUACUUACUAUUAUGGCUUUUAUCACCCCAGUAUCUGAGCUGCUAAAUUUUGUGUGUAAUGCAAUAUGCCAUAUCCGAUUAAUGUACAAUGAUUAAAAGACCCUCCUUUGGGGAGAGUCAGCUAUAGGCCCCUGCAGUCCUUAAAACCCCAGUUAAGCCCUGAAAUAUAUCUUAAGUGGUGCUUUGGUUUUGUGAUGGCCCUCAGACAGGGAUGAAUUUCACCCUGAUAGAGCUGUUCUUUGGCAUAUGUGAAAUGAAUUAUUUGGUCUCAGGUCAGUUCCUCGUGGAGAAGUGUUCAUGUCACAAAAAUUAACCACACAACUUUUUACUAAUUGGUACCCUUAUUAGCAUCCUUUGUAAAGGCCAGGAAUUGAUUGGCCGUGGAGACUAAACACCCUUCUCGCCUCUUCUAUGUCAGGCCCAGGCAUGCUGACAGAGAAGGGGAAGCACGCACUGCUGUACCUGUUGUGUGGAUAAAAAAUGGACUUGAGUGACCAGGGUUGUCAAUUCAUCACCAUUCAUGAGCUUGUUCAGGCACAAAAAUGUGUAGAAGGAAGAAUGUCCACUUAAAAAUUAUACUGGGAUUAUUUAAUCUCUUAUUUUUUGACAGAUGUAUGCCAAAGGACAAGUUUUGCCAUCAUACAAGCACGCAACUCCCAUUGACUUCAGUGGAAAUCAUGCACAAGAGCACAAUCUAGAGCUCUUUCUAGAUUCUUUCUAUUACUAAAUCUGGUGACUUUGCUGUAUCACUUCAGUUUCUCUAUUAAACUGAAACAAUCAGAUGAGCCCUGACCAGAUAAAAGUUAAAUGACAAACAGUCAUAUUAGGAAACUACCAUAAAUACUAACAGCAUAUCUAUGGCUGUUCAUUUUAUUUUUGGAGAUAUUCGUACUACCAAGUAAAGUACUCACCCAAAGAUCCAUGGAAAGUGGAGAAGAAUCCCAGGAAUUUCCUGAAGCAGUUGUGACAGGAGUUCUUUGCAUAGUUACUGUGUAAUUUUGUGGUAAUGUUUGUAACAGCACAAUCUUUCUAUUGGUAACAAUAAUAAUAUGUUAAUUGUGUUAUCACCUUCUAGCUGUGCGGGUCAAUAAUAUGCAUUUUUUAAAGUUUUUAAACACGUAUACUUACACUAUUCCUGUUUGGAAAAGUUCCUAAAUAUGUAGCAUAUUUACAAUAUAGGCCUUAGUGGCUCAGUAAGGAAUUGCUACAGUCUAUCAGGUAAAUUAUAUGCGUUGGGGCAUGGGUGGAUGGCAGGUUUAAAAAUGUUAUUUACAUGCUAAUAUGUAUAUUAAUGCAUAGAGUGCCAUUUUCCCACUUGCUAGGCAAAAUCCACGUUGCAAGAAAGUGACUGCAGGCUUCUGAGGGAUCAGAUUGUUUGAACAUGCAGGUUUAAUUAACAUGAAGAGAAAAAUUCACAUUUAGAAUACAUAAAAAUAAUUUCAAGGGUCUGACUGAAAUGUACAAAAGCUAGAUAAUUUAGCACUAAGGAUGAAAUCACAGCCUAAACUCACCCUGUAACUGUAUAAAUAGGUUUUGCUCUGAUAUGGCUAUCAGGAACCUCAAGCACUAAGCACUCUUACAAGUAUGAUAUGAGCUGCUAAGUCUACAUACAGGAUGGUCAGUUAAAGGGAGCAGCAUUCCAAUCCUUUAAAAAAUAUAUUUUUAUUUUGCCAACUCUGUAUAUUGAUAGGUUUUAAAAAAGGAAGAAUUUUUCAGUAGAUUAAACCAAGUGACAAAUCAAAACCAGCAAUUCAUCUCUGGUGCCCCUGCAUGCUGAAAAUUCUACUUCUGAGGUGUAUAUAACUGAAAUUGCAUAUUGUGAGUUCCUCUCAGGGGACUUUGUUUACUUUGCAGGACUAAGCAUUUAACUGGCUUUAUAAAUCCAAUCCUACAUAUGUGGAACUAAAAAAAAUAUAUCUAGGUGUGUUAUAAGAUUGGUACUCAGUCAAGGUUCACUCUGCAUUUCUCUGGCUUUUGUUAGUUUCCAUUAGACCCUUACUACUAUUUUAAUGUAUUAUUUGUGUGUAAAUUAAUUAGCUUUAAAAAAAGUGUUUCCAAAGCACCUAGUUACCUCUGAAUGCUAGUAUAGUAUAUACAGUAAGUGUUCUAGAUAAACUAGCUUAAAGGAGGGCAGGUGAAGAAUAAGCAACACACCUAUAUUGUGCUGUUGGGUGGGUUUUGUCUCUCUCCACUUUCCCCUCCAUAAGAGGCUUCCAUUCCUUUUUCAUCCUCCCCAGGAAUGAAGAAGUUCACAGAUUUCCUGUUUGUUUGUUUGUUCUUUGCGGGGGGAGCAGGGGGCGGGAGGGGAGGUUUUUUGAUUAUUUUGAAAUGUUUUUAGUUUAAGCAAUAUUAUUACACAAUUUCCUAGAAGUGUUUAGCCUAUACUUCUUUCAUAAAAUGUACUAUUUAUCAAACUUUCUGUAAUCAGAAAGAUGAGGUGCCUUAUCUUCUCAUCUCUUCAUUGAGAAUAAUCUAAAGCACAGUGAUCUAGAUUUCAGCAUACAGAAGAGCCUACUUUUUAUUUCAGAAAAAAAGACCAAUCAAGGUGUAUUUCAAUAGCCCAGGGUUACUAAUCCCUUUGAUAAAGAGCACUUAAUACUACUGUGCAUUUAAAACUUUGUGCAAUAGAAGUUCUAGUUUUAUAUUUAGGAGCUAACACACUGUACACCCAAUGUAGGCAAAUGUAAGCUUUAGUCUAGGAGGAUUCAGGUGACUGAAGAGUAUAUUCACACUGGUUAUAUUUGCAUGAUGACAUUUUGGAAUAAAUAGUCCACCAUUGUGCAACAAUCUCUGAAAAAACAUACUAAUGGGUCUCUCAGUGAGCAUUUAAAAAACUUGAUUGGUCAAGCACCCAUGUGAUCUCCAGUUAUGGCUAACUUUCACCAUGUUCUGACAUCACUUUAAAAUAAGCACUUACGUGUUCAUUUCAACUUCCUGAGCCAUGUCAUCUUCAACUGGUGAUACACCGUAAGGUCAUUCCAGUCUAACUGGGACUUGUGAAGAAUAGGGUUUUUUUCCUCUACAUCACACUCCUACCUCCUCAGUCCAUACUAGCACUUGUUUAUUUCUAAAACUCACUCUUUACACAGCAACAUACGUCUAAUUAUACAAAAAAAUUUAUCAUUAGAACAAAACAAAAUUCUGGUCUUUCCUAUUUAUAGUGAGAUUACUUUAAAAUGCCUUUCAGAGAUUUUUACAUAAACACAACAGAAGUAUACAUAUCACUUCUUAUUGCUUAAACGGACAUAGAUGGUCCAGCAUACCAAACUCAUUCUAUUCUGUUCUAUUUAGAAGAAUUGGCCUGCUCUGGGAAUUGGAUGGGUUGGCAUGUACUUGACUGAUUAAUACCCAUAUCAGUAUGUUGUGUUUUCUGGAGCAAUCCACUUAAAAAGGACUCUGUGUAAAUGUCUACUAAAUAUUUGUAUUUAAAUAUUAAAAACCAUUUAGUAUUGAGAUUAAAAAGACUCAGUAGUGAGGGAAGAGACUCCGAUAUAAAGAGAGACAAAAAAUACCCUAAGCCUCCUAGAGCCUCUGUUAAGAUUUCAUGAAGAUGCAAUAUCCCUUUGUCAAGGUACAUUGCAAUCUGCUUAAGAGUAUUACUUUAAAACAAGAGAGACUGGUUUCCUAUGAUGUUCAUCUUUGUUGGCAUAUGUUUUAAUUUCUGAAUUCAUAACUAUUUUUUCUUACAUAUAAAGUUGGUCAAAACAAUCUUGUGUAGCAACAACUUUUCCUGGUAUGAAAUAUGAAAAUACUAGUUGUAAAUUUAUAUCUGUGCUGGAGGAGUUGUUUGGUUUCCUUGCAAUGUAGAAACACAUUAAGACAAGCAUUCUGUGGGUAGGUAACAGUUUGAGAGAGAGCUGCUUAAACAACAAUGGAAAUGUUGCUUUAGUAAUAGCCCUGUUUGUAUGAGGGAGGGAUGUGUCUGCUUGGGGGACAAUGUCAAGGGCCAUCAGUAAGCACUGAACCAGCACCGGCUCAGCAAAAAAGAGCCUUACAGAAGGCAAAGAUGUAAGGAGCUGCGAUUGUUGCAUGGCGCAUCACCUCCUCUGUGGAUUGGAAGCAAACUUGCACUUUGCCUUUUUUUUGAGGACAUCCCACUAAGAACAUCAGAUUAAUUUCUCAGAAAUAACAUUUUUCCCAAUGCUGUGACUUUCUCCUUCUGGUGUAGUUAGAGGGGGGAAAGGCCCUACAUUAAACUAUUAGGUAAUUUCUGCAAAAGGUUUUCAUUUCUAUCAGAAUAGUCUAUGCAUUUCUGUGUUGAAAGCCGUUUUCUGCUGUUCCUUUUAAGAAAACAGGCACUGUCUGUCCCACUCUCUGUAAAUGCUCCAAGAAUGUCAAGUGUGUGAAUUUGGACGUUAAAUCCAAAGUAAAUUAAGACUAACUUGUUUGGGAGUGGGGGUGCUUUUGUUUUUUAUAAUUGUUUCCCUCAUGUCCCUUUUCAUUUUUAUUAAGAAAUUAACUCUUUGCAUUUGUGCAAUAACUACUUGCCAUGAUAAUGGGCAGACUUUUGAAAUGAAUGCCCUGACUACUAACACAGCACAAGAUGAACUCAGACAGAUAAAGUGGUGUACUUUUUCCUGAGAACUUUUUUGUUUUUAAAUAAUAAGCUCAGUUUUACCCCCGUGUAUUGUGGUGUCUUACAUUUUUAGCAGUAUUUUAUAUUUUUUCUGUAACGCACUAAGUCUUAGACAUUUUAGAGCUUGUUUGUUAUGUUCACAAUCACAGAUUUUAAAAAAAAUCCUCACAAAGAACCAAUUGACCAAAAAAAGUGUCAUUUUUUUUUUUUUGUACAAGUAGCUUUGAGAAGCCCACGUUGUGUUGCUGUGACUCAUCUUUUGUAACAUUUUAUUUCUUGGUAUUUGUUUAAACAUAAAAGUAAAGGUUUAUAUGGCUGGCAGUAGCAGGGAAGUGCUCCCUCCGUCAGCGGAAUGGCAUUGUUUCUUCUGUCUUUGUUUGGUUAGCCAUAUAAUGUUUGUUCUCAGCACUGUACAACGGUCCCUAUAUGAUAUGGAGAAGCAAUAUCACUGUAUGAAACUCACAUGAUGUAUUAUUAUUAUUAUUCACUAGCACCCUAGGUGUGAUAAUUGAAGUAAAUAUCUUUUAUACAAACACAAUAAUGUGUGGGUUGUCUUUUUUAAGGUGAGAGUCCAGACCUGACGGUCAAAGCAGCAAACAUUUACAUUGGUGGUUUUGAUCAUUUUGCUAAUCGGUAGAGGUUUGUUUGGUUUUUGUUGGUAAUUGACUUUUCUAGCUUUGUAUCUUGAUUUCACUGAAGAAUCCGUUUUCAGUAUCUUAAGUACUUUAAGUGGCUAACUUUAGAAUCUAGUCUCUCUCCCAUUAAAUUCAGUGUAAAGAUUCCCAUUUCAGUGGGAGUAGGAUUGGAUACUUAGGCAGCAAAGAAUGGUUACAUUCUGAACUUGAGGCGAGAGAUGAGGACCAAAAUAGCAUGUUAGAUUUUUUUUGUAAAAUCAUCAUUGAUUGUUGAGGUUACCAGUGACUUGUGAUCAGAAGUGCUUACCAUUCAAAAAUGUAGAUGUUGGCAGAACUUUGGCCAAUAUUUGGCUUGUAUUUUGUCUGCAUUUUUUAACGGAUAUUCAUAAAGAAAAUUGUUUGCUCUUGUGGUGCCUUAAAAUGUUAGCAGGCUGUUUUUUCCUGUAAAUAUAUUGAGGGCUUCCUACAAGUUUAGAAUUGAAAUUUUGUUAUUAAAGUACAGUUAUUUAGAUUCAACAAUGACAUUCUUUUUGGAAAAACAGUAGAAAUCUGUAGCUUGAAAUGUCUUUAGAUUCAGUUGUAAUGCAUGUUCGUUUCAUACCCUUUUACCAGUCCUGUUGUGACCUAUUCUUUAAAUUAUGACUGUGGUCACUGAAAUUAUUGCAGGACUGGGACCUAAGCGUAUAAUGUCGUCUCCUAAGUAUCUGGGUAUAGGCCUGUCUCUUUAACAUUUUUCCUGUCCUGCAGUAAGAGAGUAUAUAUCUCUUUUCCCAGGAACUCUGGAUUAUUCGAUGGAGUUCACACUGCAGAACAGGAGGAAUUUUAAAAAGCUAAGACUGUAGAUUUUGCACUGUACUGUGCCACAUUGUUUAGCAAUAAUUGGUGGCAUGAAGUUGUAUAGAUAUUAACCAGCUUUUUCCAUCCCUUCAGGCUGUUCCAGAAAUUCAUCCUAUUGGUUUAUAGUACACUAAAUUACAUUAGCAAAAUAACUAUUUAUGUUCAAAAUGAAAAGCUUGUUCAUUCUGUAUCUUUGCCAUCUCUAGCUUUGCUUAUAUUUAGUAUCUCAGGAGAGAUCAUUUAUCUAAAUACAGUAUUAACAAUGUUCAGUACAUUUUAUUUAACUUUCAUUCUUCUGUAACUGCAUUUCUUUAUCUAUGACAUGUCUGUGACAGUUCGCUCAGUAAGAUGUAAAAAUUAUAGUUUUAAAAUAGAAAUUUUAAUAAUAUGUAAUGACUGAUCAAACUGUUGAUUUCUAGGAGUAUAAUAGGGUUGUCUUGUGUAAUGUUACCUCAGUCAUUUUAAUGUUAAAGUACCUAUGCUUUAAAGCAAUCUCAGUCUGAUAGUUAAUCUUCUGUAUAUAUUUAUAACUGUGCAUGCUUUCAGGCAUACUAGGUUAUGUUACCACCAAAUAUACUGGAAAUGUACAUGUAAUUAUGCAAGAGAAGUGUACCAUUUUCAAAAACAGACAAUUGCAUCUGAACCUACACUGAGGAAUAGGGAUUUCCUUUUCGGUGUAGCAUGGAAGCAUUUGCCUGCUGCAAAAUCAAAUUAUGCUCCUUGGCCCAAGUCCUCCUGAACUCUUUGCAGAUGAAGAAAAACAUCUACAUCAGUGGGGUUCAGCAUGAGUUAGGAGCAAGUCUCAGAGAGCUAAGAGGUCUGCAACCUGCUGUUACAAGAAAGAAAUAUGCAUCCUGUGUGCAUCCCAGAUCUUAAUCUGAAGUGUUAUGGGAAAGCCGAGACACCUGUCUCCAAAAAGAGAGGUGUGUAGUAUAAAUGCCAACAGGCCCUUAGUGAUUGUUACUACAGCAUUCCUAUAUGCCAUUAUUGUUUUCAUUUUAAAUGGCUUCUUCUAGGGUCAGAUGCUUUGAUGAUGCCCUGAGAUUUUACAAUGGAAAUUUAAAUAGAGUCAAGCAGACAAGCCUUUACUGUUAUCAGGAGAAAGUUUGUUUCUAGUAUCUAACAUUUUCUUUCUUAUCUAUUAUUUCUUUUUGUUGUAAUAAAGGUGAUGAACAAAGUGUUCACAUUAUAACAUUA
This is a messenger RNA of Malaclemys terrapin pileata, 18243 nucleotides long. It is a transcript of the gene CUX1, whose product is annotated as cut like homeobox 1. Lineage: Eukaryota; Metazoa; Chordata; Testudines; Emydidae. The transcript is spliced from 25 exons. Gene Ontology annotation, molecular function: DNA binding; DNA-binding transcription factor activity, RNA polymerase II-specific. Bases 78 to 4760 code for a protein of 1560 amino acids. Gene Ontology annotation, cellular component: Golgi membrane. Gene Ontology annotation, biological process: regulation of DNA-templated transcription; intra-Golgi vesicle-mediated transport. The record is from RefSeq and is a predicted model, not a curated record.